GCGAAAACCGGAGAAAACGCGCGCAGCUGCCGGAUCUGUUCAGCGCGCCCACCCCCCUCUCUGUGUCGAGUCGAGACUCGGUUGCCGGGCUGUGGUGUACAGACACUCCAAAGACAUCCGGGAAGAGGCCGAAGCCUUUUCUGUUUCUUGGCGUCGGAAAUUCGCCUCUUCAUAGGAGAAACAUCGCCUUUCCUCUCGACAAAAAACUCGCCGGCCUCGGUCCUCGUACUGCUCUCUUUUCUGUCUUGCACACCGCAGGGGUGUGCAUGGCCCCGCAGUCCCUCCUCAGACGGAGGCGUAUCUCUCGCGUUCCCGUGACUGGACGGGCAGAGCCGUCGAGAGUUGACUAGGAUCCGAAACUCUUCAGAAGCGAGGGUGCUCCUGUCUUUUCUAGAAGUCCGUUUGUUCGUCGCUUCUUUCUCCUCUCGUCUCCUUCACUGGCGGUCUGCGCGGGCGCGAUGAACCGCGUCGGAUGAAAGACGAGACAGAACACGGCACACACGCGAGUGUCUACGGAAUCGUCCUCGCCGACGCAUGCCUCACAGUCAGUCUCGAUGUUCUUCCCAUGUUUUAAUCUCUUUUCUUCCGCGCUGCAAUCUCUCUGCCCUCUGCUCCGGCAUCUUCUCGCUCUUUCCUACGCCGUACAGUGGCAGCUCGUCGUCCACCAGGUGCGCUUUCUCCUCGCCGCGAAUCCUCUCUAGCCUUCUUCGUUGAGUGUUUCCGUCUUCGUCGCUUCAAAAGAUCUCGAAAAAGAGUCGCCAAGGUACACCAAACGUAAUGGCUCCACUCCUGUGAGCUGGACACCGAGCCGUGCUCUCCACGGAGACAAAAGCCAGCUUCACUUGUUUUCUUUCCUCCGCUUUUCUUCGCUUCUUACCUCCAUAGGUUGAUCCAAAGAGAGACAGGACGCCUUGAGCGUCUGCUCUCGCUCCUCUGCUCUCCCUCAAAGCGCUCCGUCUGUCUACCAUGAACACUUGCGAUAUUUACGGCCCUCUCUACCUCCUGUAGAACUCUCUCUUCUUCUCCCCUCCAUUCUCGUUUUUUCUCUGUUCUUCUCUUUCUCCUUCUCCUCCCUGCUCGCUUUAUUCCUCUCUACUCUUUCCCCCUCGUCUCCUCCGUGCGCGCGCGUUGCCGCGUUUGGCGUCUGCUCCCCGUCGCGCCAUGUCCGCUUUUCCGGCAUCUCCUCAGCCUUCUGCUUUUCCGGCAUCUCCUCAACCUUCUGCUUUUCCGGCAUCUCCUCAGCCUUCUGCUUCUCCGGUGUCUCCUCGGCACUCUGUCUCACCCUCAUCUGGGACUCUACCUUCGUCGUCGUCUCCCUCUGUCUCCUCUUGCGCGCUUCGAGGCCUCUCGUCGAGCUCCUCCGCGCUCAGCCGGCCGCCUUUCUCCUCGUUCCCGGCGUCGCCGGCUUUUUCUCGACGCUGCAUGCUGACAGAGAGCGAAAUGGGGAAGACGCGGAGUCUCAAAUGGCUGCGAUUUCGGUGCAUUCUUGGCGCCUGUUUGCUCCACUUCUGUCUCGGCGGCUCGCACACCAUCGGCAACCUUCUGCCGUACUUGAUCGGCUUCAUCCGGAACGCACAAGCGACCUCGGCCGUCUCCUACAAGGACGGACUGAGCAUCUACGCAUGGGCCAUCAUCUGCCAGGGCGUCGGCGGCUUCCUCGGCACAACGUUGGAGAAGAAAGCGGGGACGAAAAAAACAGCCUUUUUGGGAAGUGCAUGGAUGACGCUGGGCCUGGCGCUCUGCGGUGUCUGUACACACGACCUCUCGCUCUUUCUCAUCGCAUACGGAGUCGUGACGGCGCUCGGGUGCGGUGUGGCGUACCCAGUGCCUCUCGCUGCGACGCUGAAACUGUCACCUGCAGAAGACAAAGGAUGGGUGAGUGGGCUGCUGUUCUUCGCGCGCGGCCUCAGCGUCUGUAUCCUCUGCCCGUUCCAGAGUUUCUUUCUCCACCAGCCUCCGGAGGUCUUCCUCUCUCUGAUCCCCGCACCGCUCCUGCCUUACCUCUCGGGUGUCGCGUCUGACACCGCCUCUGCCUCUCGCCUUUCGAGCCUCAAUGGGAAACGCGCCGCGCCUCUCCCCUCUCCGGGUGGCGAGAGGUUCCUCACGGACCAGGCUGUCCUCGACCGCCUGCCUGCUCUCUUCUUCGUCAUGGCGGGAGUCUUUGCAUGCAUCCAGCUCCUCGGCGUUCUGCUCCUCGUCGAUCCCGAGCGCACAAGCGCGGCGGACGAAGCGGCGGCGGAUGCAGCAGAGCGCCAGAAGCUGCUCUACGAAGACCCCCAAGGCGCUUCGCGUGCGUCGGCAGGUCGGUCCUCGUCCUGCUCGGCGUCGCAGGUGUUCGCCUCGCUGGUCCUCACGCCCCAGGACAUGUGCAGUUCUCCCUCGUUUUGGCGACUCUUUCUGAUGUUGUUGCUUUCCUGGCAGUCGCUCUUCUUCGUCCAGCUGUUCUGGAAAGUCCUGCCGCUCUAUCCGGAGGCUUCCCUCGCCGCCUCAGCCGCUGCGCCAGCGCCUCUGGACUCGCUCUUCGCGUCGGUCGUGCGCCGAGUCCCGCGCGCCCUCGCCUCGGCUUCGCGUCCGGACCCUCGGGCGCUUCAUGCAGCUGCUGACGCCUGGAGCCUCACUGGGUCCUCGUGGAGCUUCGCAAACGACUUCUUUCUCAGCUGUCUAGGCGGCCUUCUCGGCGCACUCUGCUGCUUCGGACGCCUUCUGUGGGGAUACAUCGGAGGCGGAAUUGGAUAUAUGCGGAGCACGGUCGUGAUGAACGCCCUCACAGCCCCCUGCCUCUUCGCUCUUUCUACCUACGCCCUUCAGUCGCCGCAACUGUACGCUGCAUGCCUCGCAUUGGUCCACGUGUGUCACGGAGGAAUCUUCUCGCUCUUCCCCUCGGUCACCAGCGACUUGUUCGGGCACAAAAAUGUCGGUCCUGUCUUCUCUCUCCUCUUCGCAGCUCGCCUCGCUGCCGUCGCCCUCGCCGCCAUCUGGAUCAACAUCGCGCUGACGUACGGCAACCUUCAUAUGGUGGUGGGCGCUCUGGGCGUGUGUCACCUCGUCAGCAUCGGCACAACGUUUUUCUUUCAUCCAACAGACGCGCUGCCGUACCGCUUCCCGACGUACUCGCCCUGACGGCAACGAAGGGAUUUCGCGAUAACCGAACUUCGCAAACCCCGAUGUGUUGUCUGGAAAAGAUGCGCGAAAGCUUCCUCCAGACUGAACGCAAGUCAUACGCUCGUGUGGAGAAUCAGUGUCUCUCUCGUGGAGCGACUUUCGCUUUUCAGCAAGAGGGAGACACACGCAGUUUUUCGACUUUUUCUUUUGACUCGAACCGCCCCAAUGAGUGCAUGGAAGCAACCGCGGCUCCCCACACCUCUGCACAUUGCCGUUCGUCGUUUUCCGCUCAAAAGAGGAACCGUGUCUGCAUUUCUGGAUACGUCGAGGCAGAGAGCACAGCAGA
This is a messenger RNA of Toxoplasma gondii ME49, 3448 nucleotides long. Its product is annotated as transporter, major facilitator family protein. Lineage: Eukaryota; Apicomplexa; Conoidasida; Eucoccidiorida; Sarcocystidae. The transcript has 11 exons. Bases 1162 to 3120 code for a protein of 652 amino acids. The record is from RefSeq and is a predicted model, not a curated record.